Messenger RNA from Salvelinus fontinalis (brook trout), 4058 nucleotides. RefSeq names its product gastrula zinc finger protein XlCGF17.1-like. Gene Ontology annotation, biological process: regulation of DNA-templated transcription. The coding region runs from base 1224 to 2312 and encodes 362 amino acids. Gene Ontology annotation, molecular function: RNA polymerase II cis-regulatory region sequence-specific DNA binding; DNA-binding transcription factor activity, RNA polymerase II-specific. The transcript is spliced from 3 exons. The record is from RefSeq and is a predicted model, not a curated record. Lineage: Eukaryota; Metazoa; Chordata; Actinopteri; Salmoniformes; Salmonidae.
AGGUCAUUUAUGGCCAAGUGUGUGUUAUUGAAGAAUCUGAUGAUGUGCGGUGUAGCAAUUGAGGUAGAAUUCAAGUUGACGAAUUCCCAGAGUGCCCUGCUGGGGUGAAGGAGUUUGAAGUAGCAAGGAUCUGUGCUGUACAGUGUGUUGUUCUGUGUUAAUGACAUUUAGACUACGUUACCCAGCAGGCUAUGCGGGCACGGGAGAUGGUUAAAGAAUGCCUUGUAUGGCUAAACAUGGAGUUUUCUAGCUGAAGUAUAUGUUCAUUAAAAGUUGUUAAACCUACGCCCCGGUUAGUCAUUAUAUAAGGAACAAACAUAACAUACAGCAGGUCUCCUACAGGGCGGGAAGUAGUUGAAGGAACGAGGGGAGCUGUGGAAGCUAUGGCAGAGGAUGCCCCGCAGCCUGUAGAGAUUCAGGAAGCAGUUCUCCAGUUGAGGGAUACUGAUACACUGAUCGUAACGAAGGUGGAUUGUGUGGCAUUUAUUACGCAGGUGAUUAAUUGUAGUGCCCAAACGAACAAAACGUUUAAGAAACUGGAUAUAAUUGUAUGUGCGGCUGAAAGGUUUUUGUAAUUUACAGCCGAAGUAUUUCAGGGAAUCCUGGCUGAAGACAUUCCUCACUCCCAGGCCCCUGAGACUGUAUAUGGAUGUGAUUUGGAUUGGACUGUGAGAGGGUUUUUUGAUUGAUCUAUUUUCGUAUUUUGUCUGAUGUCGUUUCCCCCGCUUUUCUGGAAUGGACAUUACUGUUUCCCCCGCAGUUCACUAACUGUACAGUAGGUGGACACAUACACAUUAUAUGUGUGUCAACGAAACAGGAACUUCCGGGCAAGCGCAAGCCAAUCUUCAGAAUAAAGAAAGCGCCAGCACUCUUGAUGUUACUAUGAUACCUUUUAUCUCCGUUUUAAAUGUAUGGCUACGGGUAUGUAAUAGCGUGUUCAAACGUUGGAAAGAACAUGUCAUAACAUUCUAUGUAACAAAUCGGUAUCAGCACGUUUAGUAAAGGUUUUAAUUGUAUGUGUUUUUUUUUCUGUCAAACGGAGUGAGUGAAGAACGUUAUAAAACUUUUAUAAGUCACGCCGACUCAGAUUAAGUCUGAGGCCGGUAACAUCAACAGUGAGGACAAACCCAGCUCCCCUCUCUCCUUCCACACUGAGUAGAAACCUACAGUCACUGGGUUCUGAUUGUGACAGUGGAGCCCAGUUUGCUCUGCAGGAUCCAGAGAUGGCAUCAGUGAAGCUGGAGGACUGCAGUCAAACACUGGAGCUGAAUGUCAACAUUAAAGAUGAAGAUGAAGAGGAGGAGGAGAUUAGGACAACUGUUAGUCAUGGACACCAUGUUGAGACAUUCUCUACAUCCAGAGAGCAACAGCAGGAAGAUCAGAGAGCUAAGAGGUCUCAUCACUGCCCACAUUGUGAAGACAUUUUCCCAUUUCUAUCAAAGCUAAAAACACACCUAAAAAUACACACAGGAGAGAAGCCUUACUCCUGCUCUGACUGUGGAAAAUGCUUCACAAGGUCAACUGAUCUAAAAGUUCAUCAGAGAGCACACACAGGAGAGAAGCCUUACUCCUGCUCUGAAUGUGGCAAAUGUUUUAAAACAUCAAAAGAGCUAAAAGUUCAUCAGAGAACACACACAGGAGAGAAACAUUUCUUCUGCCCUGACUGUGGAACUAGUUUCUCUCAACUUUGCAACUUAAAAAGGCAUGUACUUAUACAUACAGGAGAGAAGCCUUACUCCUGCUCUGACUGUGGUAAAUAUUUCAAAACAUCAACUGAGCUAAAAGUUCAUCAGAGAACACACACAGGAGAGAAGCCUUUCGUCUGCUCUGACUGUGGAAAAUGCUUCACAACAUCAAGUCAUCUAAAAGUUCAUCAGAGAACACACACAGGAGAGAAGCCUUUCUUCUGCCCUGACUGUGGAACUAGUUUCUCUCGACUUUCCAACUUAAAAUCACAUGAACGUAUACACACAGGAGAGAAGCCUUACUUCUGCUCUGAAUGUGGAAAAAGUUUUAAAACAUCAAAUGAGCUAAAAGUUCAUCAGAGAACACACACAGGAGAGAAGCCUUUCUUCUGCCCUGACUGUGGAACUAGUUUCUCUCAACUUUCCAACUUAAAAUCACAUGAACGUAUACAUACAGGGGAGAAGCCAUACUCCUGUUCUGACUGUGGUGUGAGUUUCUCUCGACUUGAUACCUUAAAAACACACCAACAGAUACAUAAAGGAGAAAAGCCAUACUCCUGCUCUGCCUGUUUAAAAUUCUUCAAAACAGCAACUGAGCUAAUAGUUCAUCAGAGAACACACGCAUGAGAGAAGCCUGCUUACGUCUUCCCUGACUUUUAGGUGAGUUUCUCUCACCAUAGCACCUUAACACACCAAUGUAUACACACAGGGGAGAAGCCUUACUCCUGCUCUGUGGAGGGGUGAGCGUGUAAGUCAAACGUCUAGCCAAAGGCUGCGUGUUUGAAUCUCAUCAAGGAGGACUUUAGCAUUUUAACUAAUUAGGAACUUUGCAACUACUUACUACUUUUUAGCUAUGUUAGUAUGUUAGCUUAGCAUGCAACUACUUCGCAUGUUAGCUAACCUUUCCCCUAAACCCAUUUAACUCUAACUUAAACCCCUCACCCCUAACCUAGCUAACGUUAGCAAGAACAAAUUGGAAUUCGUAACAUGUCAUAAAUAUAACAUAUCAUACAUAUAACAAGUUCGUAACAUAUUGUAUGAAUAGCAAUGCGUAACAUAACAUAUGAAUUGUAAUUCUUAACAUCUGAUAUGUCCUACAAGUCGUAUUAUACUGAACAAUAAUCUAAACGCAACAAUUUCACAGAUUUACAGUUUUUAUAAGGAAAUCAGUCAAUUGAAAUACAUGAGGCCCUAAUCUAUGGAUUUCACAUGACUGGGCAUGGGCUCAGGCUUGGGUGGGAUUUGGGAGGGCAUAGGCCCACUUUGGGAACCAGGUCCAGCCAAUCAGCAUGAGUUUUUCCACACAAAAUCUUUAUUACAGACAGAAAUAAUACUCAGCCCACUCCCAGACAAUCCUGCAGUUGUGAAGCGAUCCUGGGUUGCCGUGGUUACAUGUGAUCUGCAGUUGUGAGGCCGGUUGGAUGUACUGCCAAAUUCUCUAAAAGGACGUUAGAGGUGUCUUAUGGUAGAGAUAUAAAUAUUGAGUUCUCUGGCAACAGCUCUGGUGGACAUUCCUGCAGUCAUGACAAUUGCACAUUCCCUAAACUUGAGACAUAUGUGACAUUGUGUUGUGUGGCGUUUUAUUGUCCCCCUGGACAAGGUGCACCUGUGUAAUGAUAAUGCUGUUUUAUCAGCAUCUUAAUAUGCCACACCUGUCAGGUGGAUGAAUUAUCUUGACAAAGGCUGAAAUGCUCACUAACAGGGAUAUAAACAAAGUUGUGCACAACAUUUGAGAGACAUUAGCUUUUUGUGCAUAUGGAACAUUGCUGGAUUUUUUUAUUUCAGCUCAUGAAACCAACACUUUACAUGUUUAGUUUAUUUACUGUGAUAGUCCAAUGUAAUGUAACAUACUAAAUGGAGUGGCACUGAAGUUUUUGUAUAAUAUAAAACGUUUUGCUCUGAGAUCAGGUUGUCCCUCUGCAGUAUUCUGUGGGGAGGAGCUAGUAUACCCUUUUUUUUUUUUAUUGAACCUUUGUUUAACUAGGCAAGUCAGUUAAGGACCAAUUCUUAUUUACAAUGGUGGCCUAGUGGGUUCAGAUUUUUACCUUGUCAGCUCGGGGAUUUGAUCUAGCAACCUUUUGGGUACUGGCCCAAUGCUCUAACCACUAGGCUACCUUCCACCCCUAACAUGUAUCAGAUAGAGAUGGUGUGAUGAUCACUUUUCACCACUAGUUUGGGGGGGAUUGUUUUACAACUCUAUUUAAUGAUACACAGUUUAUGAAAUGAAUACAUGUGUUUAUUAAUUGUCUUUAUAGUUAGAUUAGUUAUUUUAGUUACUGAUCAUGAAUGUGUUAGGGAUAACUGAAUUGAAGCAAACGUUAUUGAUCUGCCAAUGAAAAAUAAAGUUACAUGAAUAUGUACUGGUCAACCUCU